Messenger RNA from Pundamilia nyererei, 1085 nucleotides. RefSeq names its product regulator of G-protein signaling 7-binding protein B-like. The record is from RefSeq and is a predicted model, not a curated record. Bases 284 to 1021 code for a protein of 245 amino acids. The transcript is spliced from 6 exons. NCBI's taxonomy places the organism in Eukaryota, Metazoa, Chordata, Actinopteri, Cichliformes, Cichlidae.
AGGAGCCUCCCUGUCGGCCUUCAGGAGGGGCUGAAGGUGACUCUCCGCUCGGCUGGGAUGUGGAGGGAGCUGCUGGGAUAUCUUUUCUGAUCCUGUUCUGGGGAACAGUCACGCACCGCUGCGGGAGGGGGCUUUAGGCAUUAAGCAGGGGGGGGGAAAGAAAAGCCCACACCCAGCAGCGUCUGCGUGUCGUCUUCUUCUCCACAGAGGACACAGCAGCCACCAGAAAAGAGAGGGCAUCGCUCGCUGCGUCUGGCUCGGCUCCGGUGGUGGGUGUGCAUGCAUGUGUUCUGCACCGUAUGGGCGGAAAAAACGCCCAAGAUCCACAGGGAGCAUCUUUCCGCUCGGUAAAGCGGCGCAGACGGAGACGGAUCGCCGGGAGAGUACUGAGGGGGCUGUGGACGACAGCAGGAUGACUGUGCAGGAAUUCAACACCCUCGUAGCGCUGUACCGGGAGCAGGUCAUCUCCGUCGGCGAGAUCUCCGCCGACUGUCCUUCUCUGCGGGCUCAGAUGCACCACACACGGUCCAAAGGAUGCUCCAUGGCCCGGGCUGCGCACCAGGACCUCGCCGUCAUCUCUGUUUCGGGUCCAGAGGACGGGGAGAUCCAUCCCGAGAUCUGUCGGCUCUUCAUCCAGCUGCAGUGCUGCCUGGAGAUGUUCAUAACGGAGAUGCUCAAGUCGAUGUGCCUGCUGGGGGUGCUGCAGCUACACAGAAAAAGAACAGACUCGGAGCCAAGGGUGGAUUUCAGGCUGGACGAGAGCUCAGAUGUUCCCAUCCUGGAGGACCGAUCCUCUUCUCCCAUCGACUUUCCUCAGGAGCAGUGGCUGGUGGGAAAUGAUAUUGAAAACAUAGAGAGAGAUAUGCGAGAGAUGCGAAAUCUACUCAGCAAACUCAGGGAGACGAUGCCCUUGCCACUGAAAAAUCAAGAUGACAGCAGCUUGUUGAAUCUGACUCCUCACCCACUGAUAAGGCAGAGGAAGAGACGCUUCCCUGGACUCUGCUGCAUGGUGUCCGGCUAAGAGUGUGACAGAAAAGGACUUUCAUUUUAAUUUGUUUUAUUCAAUAAUGUAUAUUUAUUUAGAG